AGUAAUCAAACAGUGACCACAUUGAAGGGUCUGGGCGGCGGCCAUCUUGACUGUCCCCAUCACCACCGACAAGCCUCAGCAGGAAGUGCGCGAUCUAUCUCCUGUAAUUCUAGGGUCAACUCAAACUAGCCUGAAAGAGCGGCUCGAGAAAGGUUGUAUCGCAGCAGUAGGAUGGACUCAGACAUUUUGAACAUAGAGGAGAUAGUGAUGGGAAGGGGGUUGCCAGAUCCGCCACCAGAAGCUCCCCCUCAAAAGCCAGCAGAGCCAUACAAACCCAGCAUUCAGAAUGGACCUCCUGCUCCCUCCAUCCAGCCCUACCAGCAUGAGAACCUGCAGUGCUUCCAGUGCUUCAUUACCUUCUGCAAUGCCAAAGCAAAGGAGAGACACAUGAAGAAGAGUCACAGGGAGGAGUACAAACAGCAGCUUCAGCAGGGCAACACGCUGUUUACGUGCUACGUGUGUGACCGCACCUUUCAUUCGUCUGAGGAACUAACGCAGCAUCAGCCGACGCACAGCAAUGAUGACAAGCCUUUUAAAUGUGCUUACUGCAAGGAGAGCUUCAAAACGUUCUCUGAGGUCACGACUCACAGAAGACAGAUGUGUCGAGAGAAACUGCUGUUCUGUAAAGAUUGUGGCCAAGGCUUUCGUAGUCCUGGACUCCUGCGUGCCCACCGCCUGACCCAGCAUCCGCGCCCAGAUGAGAGUGCAGAACAUCCAGAGGAUCCAUCAAAACCACAUCGCUGUAAGAAGUGCGGGCAGGGAUUUGAAGCCGAGUCGGAGCUGCAGGCACACCAGGAAAAGUACCCCGAAGGCCAACAGUGCAACGGCAGUGCUUCCCCCAUCAAGAAACGGGGCCGCCCCGCCAAAGCUGAAGACCCAGCGGGUUCUGAGAAAAAGGGAAAGCGGAAAAAGAAGGAAGAAGACGAAGUUUCAGAAGCAGCAAUGAAGGCAGGCGGCACAGCCGAGGCUGCAACGGGAGAAGACAAAGGAAAAGCAGGCGGCGCGAAGCGUGGCCGUCCUUCUAAAGCAGCAGCGUCGGAAGCAGAAGAUAAAAAAGGUUCAGAGGAUGACGGUCAGGAUGCAGCAAAGGAGAAGAAACCAAAAGAAGAACCGGUCCUUCAGAUCCCCUGUACAGAUUGUGACCUCACGUUCCCCGGCUUGAGUCAGCUCCGUGCGCACAAGAAGGAGAAACACACCCCACGGAAAGCCCAUCCUUGUGAAGAAUGUGAAGAGAGCUUUGCCCGUCCUGAACAGCUGGAAGCCCACAUGUCGCGGGCUCACGCCGUCGGCCGUUUAGCCUGUCCCACCUGCGGGAAGAGCUUCAGCCGGAUGCGCUCCUUGCAGGCUCACCAGAAAAUCCACCUGGACGAGAUGCCUGAAAAGUCAGGCGCCAAUAGAUAAUUUAGGCGGGCUGUAUCCUGUGGGAAAUGUGGUUUUUCAGUCAAUUAGUCCUGAAUUUUUCCCUUUCUUUUAAAUUUGGGCAACAUCAGUUUCAAGAUGAUGUUUUAAAUGAACUAGUAGCGGUUUGCAGCAUCAGGUUUUAGUCGGUUAUUAUUUUUAGCUGAGUGUUCAGGAGCUGCUCAAUUAUGACACAUCUCAUAAGUUGACUAACCAGGUUUUAAGCAUCUGUUGCCCUGUUUGUCAUUAAAACAGUUCAGUUGUAUUAAAAAAAAAA
Cyprinodon variegatus (sheepshead minnow) is the source of this 1675-nucleotide messenger RNA. RefSeq names its product zinc finger protein 574-like (gene znf576.2). The record is from RefSeq and is a predicted model, not a curated record. Gene Ontology annotation, molecular function: DNA-binding transcription factor activity, RNA polymerase II-specific; sequence-specific DNA binding. The coding region runs from base 172 to 1401 and encodes 409 amino acids. The transcript has 5 exons. Gene Ontology annotation, cellular component: nucleus. Gene Ontology annotation, biological process: regulation of transcription by RNA polymerase II. Lineage: Eukaryota; Metazoa; Chordata; Actinopteri; Cyprinodontiformes; Cyprinodontidae.